ACACCUUAUCCCAUAUAUAUAGAGGUGUACCUCCACCUCCACCUCCACCUCCACCUCCACCUCCACCACCCCACCACCUCCUCCUCCUCCUCCAGGACUAGUUCAUUACUAACUAACAUAUCCAUGGCUUCCACUUCUCCUUUGGCAGCCAUUCUUCUAGCUUUAAUCCCAUGCCUCCUCCUUAUCACUCCUCAGGCAGAAGCCCAAUCUGAUCCGGCAGCUGCACCCUCCGGCCCUGUCAAUCUCACAGCGGUCCUUGAGAAGGGUGGUCAGUACACCAUCUUUAUGCGUCUCCUCUCAACCACCCAAGUAGGAAGCCAGAUCGAAAGCCAGCUCAACAACUCCAAUCAAGGAAUGACAAUUUUCGCUCCAACCGACAAUGCCUUCAACAGUCUCAAGGCAGGUACACUCAAUAGCCUCUCACAACAAGAUCAAGAUGAGCUUGUAUUGUACCAUGUGUUGCCUCAGUACUAUAGCUUGGCAAAUCUUGAAACUGUGAGCAAUCCAGUGAGAACUCAAGCAGGUAGCCAAAAUGGAGUUGAUGGACUCAAUUUCACUAGUUCUGGGAACAACCAAUUGAAUGUCUCAUCUGGGGUAGUAAAUACGCCAGUCAACAAUGUUCUUAGAAUGCAAUUCCCAUUGGCUGUCUAUGAGGUGGAUAAGGUGAUGUUACCUAAUUCUUUGUUUGGUGUUAAGGCACCUGCGGCAGCUCCAAAGCCAGCCAUAGCCACUAACACAUCAACUCCGGCGGUGGCAACUGGUGGAGAGCCAGAUGCAGCUCCGGCGAAAACCAACAGCAAUUCUGGCUCCAACGGCAGGAAUGUGGGGAUGGGCUUGGUGGCUGGGAUUGGAUUGAUUUGCAUGGGGGUUCUACUACAGUGAUGACAGGGAGAGAUGCCCCAUGCUCAUGCUUGGCGACUGAUAGCUGCUUGUGAAUAACUUGUGCUUGUCUCCAUUGUUCUGUUUUUUUGGUUUUGUUUUUAUUUUCCCUUUAAUUGAUAUCUUGAUUGAUUGUUGUUUGUCAAUUGUAAUUGAUAUGAAUUGCAUUGUGAAGCUUGCCUACCA
Macadamia integrifolia is the source of this 1065-nucleotide messenger RNA. RefSeq names its product fasciclin-like arabinogalactan protein 9. NCBI's taxonomy places the organism in Eukaryota, Viridiplantae, Streptophyta, Magnoliopsida, Proteales, Proteaceae. The coding region runs from base 124 to 882 and encodes 252 amino acids. The record is from RefSeq and is a predicted model, not a curated record. The transcript has a single exon.